UCCAACCGUUGGAUCUCCCUUUUCCCUCCAAAGAAAGAUCAGAUCAAAUAUCAACCGUUGGAUCAUGUUCUCUCUCUGUUUCUUUCUUUUCUUUCCCCAGAAAACAGAGGAAGAAGAAAGAAACAGAGACAAGACCAAAGAAGAUCGCGAGACCUCACGUUUACAAUGGCGGAUCUAAAGAACCUCUUCCUCCUCACGAAACACCCGUCAACGACUCAGAUCCUCCUAAUGUCUCUCUUCUUCAUCUCUCUCUUCCUCCUCUCCUCUUCCCCUCUCCCAGACUUCUCCCACUCGCUCAUCGUCUCCACCUUCACCUCUCGCCUCCUCACCGCCGCAAACUUCUUCUCCUCCUCGAGUGCUUCCGACUCAAACACUAUCUACUCCGUUUCUCCUUCAAGUAUCCGAGUCAACAACGAGUCCAAGAAGAUGGAUAAAGAACUCACUUCUUGCGACAUAUUCGACGGAGCUUGGGUCUCCGACGACUCCGACCCCGUCUACCUUCCUGGUUACUGUCCUUACGUCGAAGACAAGUUCAACUGCUUCAAAAACGGCAGACCCGACUCGGGUUUCCUCCGUCACCGAUGGCAACCUCACGGAUGCUCUGUUCCAAGAUUCGAUGGUGAGAAGAUGCUGAAGAUUCUGAGAGGGAAGAGGCUUGUCUUCGUUGGAGACUCUUUAAACAGAAACAUGUGGGAGUCUUUGGUUUGUUUACUUAGGUCAACUCUGGAAGACAAGAACAAACUCUCUAGGGUUUUUGGAAAACAGAGUAAUCUCCACAACGAAGGCUUCUACGGUUUCAGAUUCAGAGACUUUGAAUGCUCUAUAGACUUCAUCAAGUCACCGUUCCUAGUUCAAGAAUCAGAGGUUUUAGAUGCGUACGGGAAGAGAAAAGAGACGCUGAGGCUUGACGUGAUCCAAGAACCGAUCACGAAGAUAUAUAGAAACGCAGAUAUUGUUGUGUUCAACACUGGUCAUUGGUGGACUCACCAGAAAACCAAUGAAGGGAAAGAUUACUUCCAGGAGGGGGAUAGAGUUUAUGAGAAGUUAGAAGUGAAAGAAGCGUACACGAAAGCUCUUCGUACUUGGGCUGAUUGGGUUGAUUCUAAUAUCAACAGCACUAGAACCAGAGUCUUCUUCGUUGGUUACUCCUCUUCUCAUUUUAGAAAAGGGGCAUGGAACGCAGGAGGGCAAUGCGAUGGAGAAACAAGACCGAUAGAGAACGAGACGUAUACAGGAGGGUAUCCAUGGAUGAUGAAAGUGGUGGAGUCAGUGAUCUCGGACAUGAAAACGCCUGUGUUUUACAUGAACAUCACGAAGAUGACUUGGUAUCGAACCGAUGGUCACCCUUCGGUUUACAGACAGCCUGUGGAGGUAAGAGGAAGUUCUCCUGCAAGUGGAAUGUUUCAAGAUUGCAGCCACUGGUGCCUACCUGGAGUUCCCGACUCAUGGAACCAGCUUCUGUAUGCUACUCUGCUAGUCUCACGUGGUUCCUUGCCUUACAAGUCUCUUGGAAGUCUCUUGUGACUUGUGAGAGUGUUUCUUGACUUUCUUUCUUUUUGAUUAGCUACUCGUUUGUUGAUCUUUGCAAGCUUUACUUACUUUUUUUUGUAACACAGAAAAAUA
This is a messenger RNA of Brassica oleracea var. oleracea, 1623 nucleotides long. Its product is annotated as protein trichome birefringence-like 4. The record is from RefSeq and is a predicted model, not a curated record. Gene Ontology annotation, cellular component: Golgi apparatus. Gene Ontology annotation, molecular function: O-acetyltransferase activity. Lineage: Eukaryota; Viridiplantae; Streptophyta; Magnoliopsida; Brassicales; Brassicaceae. The transcript has 5 exons. The coding region runs from base 166 to 1524 and encodes 452 amino acids.